UGCACACUACAUAGUGGACGUGGUCGUGUUGGGAUGCUGCUGCAGCUUUGUAUGGGGAACCAAAGGGAUAAAGGCUCCGCCUCAGCCACUGGAUUAAGGUCUCAAUCGUCAGCACAUCUGUCAGUAGGCGGGGGGGACCUUCUUGUCCAACUUUCCCCCUCCUCCCUCCCCCUGACCUCAACACUGCUGUGCUGCCACAGGGAGCAGUGUGGUAGGGGAGAGCACUACUGCGUCUCGCGGAGAGGAGACGUUAACUGCCACGUCUGUGUGGAGAGCUUUUCUAAUUCCUCCAGCUGAGGAAGACUAUAUAUUCUCUUCUUUUCCCGCCUUUUAUUGCAACACUGCCACUGUCUUGUUGACUGAAGAGCUUGAAAUAAGGUCGAACGAACAUAGAGUGCACCUGCUGACUGUGAGAUUAUGAUGCACUGACUGAACUCCCACCUGUGGUUGACCUGCUGACCCAGAGCUGCUUUGCGCUCACUGGAUGCUUGCGGUUUUGUUUUGCGUGCAAAGAGUCGGCAGCUUCGUGUUCGCGCGGGCACUCGAGAUGAUGUUCACCGCCAAGUUCUCGCUGUCCAACAUCCACGUGAGACUGACGGCCAAAGGUUUGCUCCGGAACCUCCAGCUCCUCUCGGGAUGCAAGAAGAACACUUUGGUCUUCUGUGCAGUGGACAAGAACAAACAGAAGCCCAACGCCAGAACCCUGCAGCAGCAGCAGCAGGUGAAUGGGCAUCGGGAAGCAGCGGCCCCCGUCAAGAAGGCAUGCAGUGUGGAGUGUCAUCAGGCACAGUGUGAGAGAAACACAAAGACCAUCCAGGAUCUGAAGAGUGUCGUUCUUGAAAGCAACCGCAGAUUCGAGGCCGUCUCUGUCGUCCUGCAGCACUGUUUAGCAGAGCGAGAAGAGUCCUUGAGGAAAUGUGAGCAGUUGUCUGUGGAGCUGGUGAACCUGCGGGAGGAUCUGGUGAACUCCUCCCAGUCAUGCGAGCGCCUCGAGCAGGAGAAGGACGAGCUGCGAGGGGCCUUCGAUGGCGUCCUCCAGAAGCUGCAGGAGCAGCACCGCAGUGACCUGGCUGAACUGGAGGAGAGGCUCAGGGCCUUCUACUCAGCCGAAUGGGAGAGGGUCCACCAGGUCUACCAGCAGGAGGCUGACAAGUGCAAGGCCCAGAUGGAACAGCAGCUGGAAAGUUUAAGAUCCAAGCAUGAGGUUUUGAGGAAAGACCUGGAAGCCAGCCAUGCUGACAAGAUGGAGAGCAUCACACAGCAGUAUGAGCAAUCUUUAGAAGAACUCAGGAAAUCCCAUGAAGCAGAAAUGCAAACAUUGGAAAACAUGCUGAAGGAGACUGAAGUUAAUUUAACAGGUCAGAUUGAAGAGCUGAGAACGGAAAACAGUGCUUUAAACGAAAACGAGAUGUGGAAGGAGACGACAGCUGAAUGUCAGACGGACUCCCACUCUCUCUAUCUGGAGCAGGAGCUGGAGAGUCUUAAAGUGGUGCUGGACAUCAAAAACAAGCAGCUCCACCAGCAGGACAAGAAACUCAUGCAGAUGGACAAAGUGCUGGAGAAGAAUGUGAAACUUGAUGAGUCUCUGCAAAAAGUUCAGCAGGAGAACGAGGACUUCAAAGCCAGGAUGAACAAGCAUAUGGCUUUGUCUAGGCAACUGUCCAGUGAGCAGGCAGUACUGCAGGAGUCUCUUCAGAAGGAGUCUAAAGUGAACAAGCGUCUCUCCAUGGAAAAUGAAGAGCUCCUGUGGAAAUUACAGAAUGGAGACUUGAGCAGCCCCCGCAAGCUGUCGCCCUCCUCGCCCUCCAUGCCCCUGCAGACACCCCGGAACUCGGGCAUCUUUUCCAGCCCUCCUGUUUCACCCAGAUAACACCGGCUGAAGGCUUCCAUGAAGCACGCUACCUGGGACUCUGAGUUUUUUUUUUUUAUAUAUAUAUACUAUACCCAAAAGCUAUAUUAGCUACACCGGGGUUACUUUAGCCCUGUUAUCCCGAGAAGACAUUUCCAAAAAUGGAUAUACUUUUUCGACAUAUGUAAAGAUGCGU
Molecule: messenger RNA, 2045 nt
Organism: Clupea harengus (Atlantic herring)
Lineage: Eukaryota; Metazoa; Chordata; Actinopteri; Clupeiformes; Clupeidae
Gene: mtus1a
Product: microtubule associated tumor suppressor 1a
Cellular component (GO): nucleus; cytoplasm
Molecular function (GO): microtubule binding
Source: RefSeq, a predicted model, not a curated record